AUGUCGGGCGGCCGCUCUCCAGGGCAUCGGCCUGUCCCUCCCACUCGCAGAUGCAAAGCGCGGGUGAAGGGAUUUCUCAAGGUCACUCCGCCGGUUGUGGGGGCGCGGAGGGGUCGCCAGGUUGGAGUGCGAGUCCUUAGCCUGGGGCUUCCAGAACCAGGAAACCCCAGGCGUCCGGAGCCUUGCCUUCUUCGGAAGACCAACGGUUACAGCUCCUUCCCUGCAACACGGCCUGUGGGUGCCUCUGUCCCCCGGGGGUUGCUGUUCUCUCAGCAGCCUGUGGGUGCCUCUGUCCUCUGGGGUCCCCCAUUCCCUCAGCGGCCUGUGGCUGCCUCCGUCCCCUGGGGUCCCCCAUUCCCUCAGUGGCCUGUGGGUGCCUCCGUCCCCUGGGGUCCCCCAUUCCCUCAGCGGCCUAUGGGUGCCUCCGUCCCCUGGGGUCCCCCAUUCCCUCAGCAGCCUGUAGGUACCUCUGUCCCCCGGGGGUUGCUGUUCUCUCAGCGGCCUGUGGGUGCCUCCGUCCCCUGGGGUCCCCCAUUCCCUCAGUGGCCUGUGGAUGCCUCCGUCCCCUGGGGUCCCCCAUUCCCUCAGCGGCCUGUGGGUGCCUCCGUCCCCUGGGGUCCCCAUUCCCUCAGCAGCCUGUGGGUUCCUCCGUCCCCUGGGGUCCCCCAUUCCCUCAGUGGCCUGUGGAUGCCUCCGUCCCCUGGGGUCCCCCAUUCCCUCAGCGGCCUGUGGCUGCCUCCGUCCCCUGGGGUCUCCAUUCCCUCAGCGGCCUGUGGCUGCCUCCGUCCCCUGGGGUCCCCCAUUCCCUCAGCGGCCUGUGGGUGCCUCCGUCCCCUGGGGUCCCCAUUCCCUCAGCGGCCUGUGGGUGCUUCCGUCCCCUGGGGUCCCCCAUUCCCUCAGCGGCCUGUGGCUGCCUCUGUCCCCCGGGGGUUGCUGUUCUCUCAGCGGCCUGUGGAUGCCUCCGUCCCCUGGGGUCCCCCAUUCCCUCAGCGGCCUGUGGGUGCCUCCGUCCCCUGGGGUCCCCAUUCCCUCAGCAGCCUGUGGGUUCCUCCGUCCCCUGGGGUCCCCCAUUCCCUCAGUGGCCUGUGGAUGCCUCCGUCCCCUGGGGUCCCCCAUUCCCUCAGCGGCCUGUGGGUGCCUCCAUCCCCUGGGGUCCCCAUUCCCUCAGCAGCCUGUGGGUGCCUCCAUCCCCUGGAGUUGCCCAUUCCCUCAGUGGCUUCCCCAGGUCACCAUUUCCUCAGCAGCCUGUGGGACCCUCUGUUCCCCAGGGGUCGCCUGUUCCCUCAGCAGCCUGUGGGACCCUCUGUUCCCCAGGGGUCACCUGUUCCCUCAGCAGCCUGUGGGACCCUCUGA
Messenger RNA from Antechinus flavipes (yellow-footed antechinus), 1353 nucleotides. Its product is annotated as formin-2-like. Lineage: Eukaryota; Metazoa; Chordata; Mammalia; Dasyuromorphia; Dasyuridae. Bases 1 to 1353 code for a protein of 450 amino acids. The transcript is spliced from 2 exons. The record is from RefSeq and is a predicted model, not a curated record.